Molecule: messenger RNA, 519 nt
Organism: Cucumis sativus (cucumber)
Lineage: Eukaryota; Viridiplantae; Streptophyta; Magnoliopsida; Cucurbitales; Cucurbitaceae
Product: ribosomal RNA small subunit methyltransferase NEP1-like
Exons: 6
Coding region: 1-519 (172 amino acids)
Biological process (GO): rRNA base methylation
Cellular component (GO): small-subunit processome; nucleolus
Molecular function (GO): rRNA binding; rRNA (pseudouridine) methyltransferase activity
Source: RefSeq, a predicted model, not a curated record
AUGGAUCCAUACAAGUAUAGACCUGAUAUAGUUCAUGGGGCUCUUGUCCAUAUCAUGUAUUCUCGAAUUCGUAUGGCUGGAUUAGUUCAGGCAGUAUUCAUAAGAACUGAUGAAGGAAUUCUCAUCAAAGUUGACCCUCGUACUCGAAUACCAGAAUCAUUGGACGAGCUGUUUUGUGAUAUGGUGUCUCAAUUGUUGCAAAAGCUUAGCACUAAAGCCAAAGGCAACUGUGGAAAACUAUUGCAAGUGGUAAAAAAUCCUGUGAUCCAAUACUUACCUGUCAAUUGCUUGAAGAUCGGUCUUUCCUCAAGUUCCAAAAAAGUUGUUGAACCACGAGAUUACCUCAAAACGUUUAGCAACGACGUCAAUCUAGUAUUUGUGAUUGGAGCAAUGGCUCAUGGCAAAAUUGACAAUGAAAACAUAGAUGAAUUGAUAUCAGUUUCUGGAUAUCACUUAAGCGCUAGAGUUUGUCUACGCAUGAUAUACGAGAGCUUGGGUACGAAAUAUGGAAUCUGGUGA